GCAAACAGGUAAUUUACGUGAUUAUCUGAAGGAAUUUGAACGUUUAGCAUGUCGAGUACGGGGCUGGCCCGAAACUGCAUUGGUAGGAGCAUUCAUAGGCGGUCUGAAAUGUGAUCUUGUGGUCGAGGUACGUCUCGAACGACCAGAGACCAUGCACGCUGCUAUGGAAGUGGCCCGACGACGCGAAGAUCACCUAACAGCCACGCGAAGGGAACGGGCAGAUGCCCGUUUCACCGACACACGCUGCAUAGGGCCAUCUCAAGUGACCAUAGGUGCACGACCGACCAAUAACGCUCGACCACCGGGCCCAGUAGUCAAGCAACUCACACCUGAGGAGAUCAAGCGCCGACGCGAAAAAGGUCUUUGUUUCAAGUGCGAGGAAAAAUUUAUGCCAGGGCAUCGAUGCUGGCAAGCCUUUGUCAUAGAGGUUGCCAACUCCGACGAUGAAGUAGCUGAAGUCGAGGAAGAACCAGAGCCAGUGGACGACAUUGAAGCAUUUGAUGAGGAUGCUGAGAUCUCGAUGCACGCAAUGGCUAGGAUCAGAGGGCCAAGGACGAUGAGGCUAUCAGCUUGGGUCAAGGACCGACAAGUGAUCAUACUCGUAGACAACAGGUCAUCACACAACUUCAUCAAUGCAGACUUGUCCAAGAAGCUGAAUCUGCCAACCACGAAGAUUGACCCCUUUAAAGUUCGAGUAGCCAACGGUGAGAGGCUUCAAUGCACCGAGUCCUUUCGUAAGGUACCAAUCAAAUUCCAAAGAGUUGUUGUGGAAGCCGAUCUCUGUGCCCUACCCUUGGUUGGACCGGACGUGGUUCUAGGAGUGCAAUGGCUAGGAGG
Molecule: messenger RNA, 837 nt
Organism: Striga hermonthica
Lineage: Eukaryota; Viridiplantae; Streptophyta; Magnoliopsida; Lamiales; Orobanchaceae
Source: the annotation of a GenBank genome assembly